AUGAGUUGCGAAUUAGCGGACAAAUUAGAACUGAGGAAAGUAAAAGCAAAUGUUUCCGUAUCUUGUUUGACUGGGGUGUCAAUGAAUGUUAAAUUUAAAACGUCAGCUGUGAUUCGUAACAAGGGUGGAGGUUAUUCUCGGGUUUUGGAUUUUUUAAUUGUUCCGAAAAUAACUCAAAUUACUCCUGUUAGUCAUGCAACUAUCUCGGAGAUGGGAAUAUUUGAGAAUGUUAACUUAGCUGAUUCUGAGUUUAAUAGGUCAGGGAAAAUUGAAUUGCUACUAGGAGCAGAAGUGUUCUUUGAAUUAUUAAGAUUUGGUCAAUUGCAUGUACCUAAUUCAAAUUUAGUAUUGCAAAAUACUGUGUUUGGCUUUAUUGUGGGUGGUAGUACUAAAGAUAAUUCCCAGCCUAAAGACUUGCAUUGCGGGUUAAUUAAUGAGGCCGAAUUAAGUAGGGAAAUUAAAAAAUUCUGGGAAAUAGAAAGUAUUGACGAAACAGAUCAAUUUAAAAGUUCCGAAGAAAUUGAGUGCAAUGAGCAUUUCUUAAAAACUCACAAACGAGAUCAAUCGGGAAGGUUUGUAGUUCAAAUGCCCUUUAAACAGGAUCCGCGGUUAUUAGGAGAUUCGAAACAAAUAGCCAUAAAAAGGUUAAAUUCUUUAUGGAAUCGAUUGAACAAAAAUCCAAAGCUCGCAGAUUUGUAUUGUAAAUUUAUGACUGAGUACGAACGUUUGGGUCACAUGGAAAGAGUAAUGGAAAUUAAAGAACCUACCCCAUGUUAUUAUUUACCUCAUCACGGUGUCUAUAGGCCUGAGAAAAACUUAACAAAACUUAGAGUAGUGUUAAAUGGCUCGCAGAUAACUUCUACGGGGGAAUCGUUAAAUUCCUUGCAAAUGAAUGGCGGAGUUAUCCAAGAAGAUUUGUUUUCUAUAAUUUUAAGGUUCAGGACUCAUCGCUAUGCAUUUACUGCAGAUGUCCGAAUGAUGUACAGAAUGAUUAAUGUGGAUGAAAGUCAACGUGACAUGCAAAGGAUUGUAUGGAAAAAUUCUAAAAGUGAAGAGGUCAAGACUUAUAGGUUAUGUACGGUAACAUAUGGUACAACAAGCGCACCAUACCUCGCCAUGAGAUGUCUCAAGCAGUUAAGUGUAGAUGGGGAACAGCAGUAUCCAAAAGCUUCAACCAUUGUGAAGUCAGACUUCUAUAUGGACGAUGUUCUGACCGGAGCGGCGGAUUUAGAGACUGCGAAGGAUCUUAAAGGGGAAAUUAUAGAACUGUUAGGAAGUUGUGGAAUGCAUCUUCACAAGUGGUGCGGCAAUCAUCCACAGUUGAUUGAUACAUCAUCAGAUGCAGAUUGCUACGAUUUUGAUAAGCUGAUAGACACAAAAACUUUAGGACUGUUAUGGAAAUCACAGAAUGAUGUUUUUGCUUUUAAUUUAUCCUGCGAAGAUCAACCUAAAGUUACGAAAAGAACUGUCUUAUCUAAAACUGCGCGAAUAUUUGAUCCAUUGGGGCUGCUUGGCCCCAUAGUAACAAAAGCUAAAAUUAUUCUUCAUCGUUUAUGGAAGUUAAAAGUAGACUGGGAUGAAUCUCUACCUAAAAAAGAAACUGAAGAAUGGCUUCGGUUUAUUCAUGCUCUGAAGAAAAUUAGUAACGUUUACGUCGACAGAUAUGCGUUGUUUGCUAAGGAUAAUGUUAAAUUGGGCUCUUUAGUUUUAAUAAAAGAAGACAAUUUGCCAUGUUGCAAGUGGUUAAUUGGUAGAACUAUACAACUGCAUAAAGGUUCCGAUGAUAAAGUUAGAGUUGUGAAGAUUCGAACUACAACAGGUGAACUUAAAAGAUCGGUAACCAAGAUUGCUCUUUUACCAAUUGAAAAUUGA
Messenger RNA from Uloborus diversus, 1872 nucleotides. RefSeq lists its product as uncharacterized. NCBI's taxonomy places the organism in Eukaryota, Metazoa, Arthropoda, Arachnida, Araneae, Uloboridae. The coding region runs from base 1 to 1872 and encodes 623 amino acids. The transcript has a single exon. The record is from RefSeq and is a predicted model, not a curated record.